Messenger RNA from Blepharisma stoltei, 480 nucleotides. Lineage: Eukaryota; Ciliophora; Heterotrichea; Heterotrichida; Blepharismidae. The record is from the annotation of a GenBank genome assembly.
AUGUUGGCUAAGCGGCUACCCUUACCAAAGUCCAGCGCAUCUUUCUCAGAAAUAUCCCAAAGAAACGACAAAAUCUUAUAUAAACUAAUCCGCAAGCGAAAAGAAACCCAAUUUGAGCGUAAGCGAGUCUCUAAUACAAAAUCAAAGUCUCAAUCAGCUUUGAAAAAUCUUUUCAAUAAGCCUAAAAUUGAGUCUCAAAAUUCCAACAAAGAGAUCUCCAACAUCUUUACCCCACCAUCAACCCUAAACUGUGAUAAACCCAAAAUGAAGAUUUGGCUUACCAAAGGGAAAAGACUGUCGCUUUCUUCAAAUUCUUCUUGUGAAAAUACCCUUGUUUUGAAAAAAUCAAAAUAUAGAUAUAGUGUGAAGCAGAGUAAUGACUAUGAAGAUAUUAAUUUAAAGAGAAAAAGAUCUAUUCAAGAAGAGGCAAAGGAACUUGGAGGAAUUUAUGGCCAUCAGAUGAAGAGAUUUAAACAUUAA